GUGCAACGCAACUGCUGCCUGACCCUGUGCAACUUCAGCAUCCCAGAGGAACUGGAAUUCCAGUACCGCCGGGUCAACGAGCUGCUCCUGAACAUCCUGAACCCGACGCGGCAGGACGAGUCCAUCCAGCGCAUCGCCGUCCAUCUCUGCAACGCCCUGGUGUGCCAGGUGGACAACGACCACAAGGAAGCCGUCGGCAAGAUGGGCUUCGUCAUGACGAUGCUGAAGCUGAUUCAAAAGAAGUUGGUGGAUAAAACGUGCGAUCAGGUGAUGGAAUUCUCCUGGAGCGCCUUGUGGAACAUCACAGACGAGACCCCCGACAACUGUGAGAUGUUCCUCAACUAUAGCGGCAUGAAGCUAUUCUUGGAGUGCUUGAAGGAGUUCCCGAACAAACAGGAGCUGCACCGCAACAUGCUGGGCCUUCUGGGGAACGUGGCGGAGGUGCAAGAACUCCGCCCCCAGCUGAUGACCUCACAGUUCAUCAGUGUGUUCAGCAACCUGCUGGACAGCGAAGCCGAUGGGAUCGAGGUGUCCUAUAAUGCGUGCGGGGUCCUCUCCCACAUCAUGUUCGACGGGCCAGACGCCUGGGUGAUUCCCGAGCCGCGCAGAGAGGAAGUUGUGGACAGGAUGUGGGCAGCUAUCCAGCGCUGGGACGUUAACUCCAGAAGGAACAUUAAUUACAGGUCCUUUGAGCCAAUCCUUCGACUCAUUCCCCAAGGCAUCUCUCCAGUCAGCCAGCACUGGGCGACGUGGGCACUCUACAACCUCGUUUCUGUCUACCCGGACAAGUACUGCCCCCUGCUGAUCAAAGAGGGUGGGCUCCUCCUCCUCCGGGACAUGAUUAAAAUGGCCUCGGCACGACCAGAAACCAAGGAAAUGGGAAGGAAAGUCAUAGAGCAUUGCAAUAACUUUAUGGACGAGAACAUGGACACUUCAAGAUAGAGGCGACCAGGGCGGCCGUCUCCUGCUGGCACUGGAUUUAGCAUCUCUCCGAUUUCACUGUACAUAGGUUGGACUUUCUCACCAGCUUAGCUGUUGGAAGGAGCCAUUAUGAAUAUUUCUGUGUGUGUGUGUAUGCGCGCGCAUGUGCGUGUGUGUGUGUACAAAGACUGUCAGCAAAUGGAAAUGCACAUGAAUAGCAAUGGCCAGGGGGACAUAUUGCACAACAGAAUGCGUUCCUUUAAGUAGUGGUGUUUCCCCCAUCUCCUUUUGUUUAAGACGUACAGAUUGGAAUUUGUGUGUUUGAUUGUGUGCGUAUGAUUUCUGUAUAAAAAAAAGCGCAACAGUGACAUCACGUUAUCUGCCGACCUUUUCUAGAGCACACGGGACGCGUACAGUGGGCGCGAACGCAAAGAUCUAGCUGUAAGAUGGAGACAUGGCUUUUGUCCCUUUUCUUUUUUAAAAAACUUCCUUAAAUAUCUAGAUCGCUGCCUUCCAGUUUGGAUUGUAUGAGGUCUGGUGGCGCUCCCGCAGUUGAGUAGGUGAUCCAAAAUCGAUAUGACCGGGUCGCCGCAAGAGGGGGCCUGCACUGUACGUCGUGGUGGGAGGCAAACGGAGGCUGGUAGCUGUAAUGUUGGGGCUGGUGGUCUCGGGGCAGUUCAGCUGUCUGGAUGCAGCUGUCUUGAAAGACCAGCCAGAAGGCUUUUAGUCCCUUGGAUGUCACCUGACCCCUGCUGAGCUGCAGUUCCAUCCUCUGGCCAUCUACAGGGGUGGUGCUGAAGUGCAGCCGAGAGCAAGACUCCCCCUCUGCCGUGGUGGCACAGAGAACGCGUUGUGGAGGGUGAAGGGUUCGAGACCCCUUUGUAGGCGAGAGGUUCAGGUUUAAAAGCCACAAGUGGGGGCUGAUGCUGGUCAGCAAAACACCCAGGGAAAGGAUAAA
This is a messenger RNA of Gekko japonicus, 1879 nucleotides long. It is a transcript of the gene ZER1, whose product is annotated as zyg-11 related, cell cycle regulator. The transcript is spliced from 8 exons. Gene Ontology annotation, molecular function: protein binding. The record is from RefSeq and is a predicted model, not a curated record. Lineage: Eukaryota; Metazoa; Chordata; Lepidosauria; Squamata; Gekkonidae. The annotation marks the transcript as partial. Gene Ontology annotation, cellular component: Cul2-RING ubiquitin ligase complex.